Messenger RNA from Lodderomyces elongisporus, 1407 nucleotides. It is a transcript of the gene rrg1, whose product is annotated as S-adenosylmethionine-dependent methyltransferase. The transcript has a single exon. NCBI's taxonomy places the organism in Eukaryota, Fungi, Ascomycota, Pichiomycetes, Serinales, Debaryomycetaceae. The record is from RefSeq and is a predicted model, not a curated record. The coding region runs from base 1 to 1407 and encodes 468 amino acids.
AUGGACUUUGAUCCGUUAUCUUUCUUUACGCCUUCGCUGAGUGUUGAAGUGGAGAAUUUGUUAAACUCUACAGAAGAAGCGCAACAGCAAGAUGAGUUGGCAGAGAUAAGCAAGCACACAAAGAAUGAUGAUAGUAUGAAUAAUGAACAUGGUAAUGAACAUGAUAACGAACAUGAUAACAAACAUGACGACAUUGGUGAUCUGGACGAUUUAGAACCGCUUCAUAUCCUAGAUCUACCCUUACUACAAUUGAAGCCUCCUUUUGAAGUUUUGUCUGUGGUUUUAAGAUUAUUAUCGCCAGAUGAAGUAUUAAACUUUACGCAAAAGGAAUACCUGACCCAUGAGAUUGACGAGGAGUCCAUAUUCAAUGAAAAGGAUAUUCAACAUACAGAUCUCCGAUCUGCUCUCCCCUGGUUUCAAGUUUAUUGCCCUCGUUUAGACUCAACUUUAAAGUUGGCAUCCGUGACCCGACUUGCUCCUUCGCUUCGAGCCAAUUUUACUUCAGAAUAUAAUGCAUAUUUGACAAGAAUCAUCUCAACUGAACUCACUUGGAUCACUCUGCAAACACGACGCGAUGAAAUUCAUAGAUUGGCAAGCUUGAGAAUUAGUGAGAAUUGUGGAAGGAUGGCACAGCCUGAGAUUACAAGGAAGAUCAUGUUACCUGGGCUAGACAAAUAUCUCCCUGGCGAUGGAAACAAUAAUAAAUUUGUUUUUUUAAAAGAACCAUCAAUGACUAAUGAUAAUCUUGGUUUAAAAACAUGGGGAAGUUCUUUGGUUUUGAGCUCGCGCUUGUUACAAUAUGCCAAUGAUGGCGAACGAAAGUAUUUGAACGGACGUGUUUUGGAAUUGGGUUCUGGUACCGGUUUAGUGGGGAUAAUUAGUUGCAUCUUGGGGUUUGACACUACUUUGACUGAUUUACCUCAAAUUGUGCCCAAUUUGAAAAACAACAUUAAAGCGAAUGGACUUGGUUUACUGGAUGAUGAUGAUGAUGAUGAUGAUGAUGAUGGAAGUAAUGGUGUUGGUGUCUAUGGGCCAAAUAGCAGUUGUUUUGCAAAAUGCGAGGCGCUAGACUGGUCGCAACCGGAACUGUCUCCUGUAUACAAUAUGGCAAAAUUUGAUACAAUCAUCUUGAGCGAUCCAAUAUACUCGAGCCAGCACCCACAUUGGGUAGUCAACAUGAUCGAUAUGUUUUUGACUGAUGUCGGUGAAGACAGAUUAAACCCACCCUCUGUGCUCAUUGAAAUUCCUUUGCGACCGAAAUUCGAAUUGGAAAGACAUACAUUGUGGAAUUUGAUGGAUAAGCAUUAUGUAGAGAUUGAGUGUGAAAUUGAAGAUGGUUUUGACGAUUUUGGGGAAAUGAAAUUUUGUUUCAAGAAAUUUGAAAGGAGGCGUUAUGGAAAACAAUGA